AUGGCACCAAGAAAGCAAAGACAAGAGCCCCUCUCCCCCACCAAAGCCGAAGUCAAAGCAAAGGCUUUGAAAGCCAAGAAGGCAGUGCUAAAGCUAAAACACCCACACAAAGAAGACCUGCCCAUCACCCACCUGCACAGGGUCCAAGACCCUGCAGCUCCAGAGAAAGCACUUCCAAAGAGCACACACCCAGGAGAAACAAGCUUGACCACUAUGCAUCAAGUUCCGCUGACCGCUGAGUUAGCCAUGAAGAAGACAGAGGACAACACACGAGAGCUCCCUGUGGAUGCCGAGGCCAACAAACACCACAUCAAAUAG
Messenger RNA from Mesocricetus auratus (golden hamster), 318 nucleotides. Its product is annotated as 60S ribosomal protein L23a-like. The record is from RefSeq and is a predicted model, not a curated record. Bases 1 to 318 code for a protein of 105 amino acids. Lineage: Eukaryota; Metazoa; Chordata; Mammalia; Rodentia; Cricetidae. The transcript has a single exon.